This is a messenger RNA of Ostertagia ostertagi, 654 nucleotides long. Lineage: Eukaryota; Metazoa; Nematoda; Chromadorea; Rhabditida; Trichostrongylidae. The record is from the annotation of a GenBank genome assembly.
AUGCGGCUUCUCCUUCUCACCUUAGGACUCUUUGUCCUCUACGUGGCCGCUGAAGUCCAGCUCGAGAACAACGAGGAUGCAGCCAUCACUGAAUUGCAAGUUGACGAUGACAAAGACCUGACCAUCACCGAUGAAGGAUCUGCUUUGGAGCGAACCAAACGAGGCGUUGAUCUCUUCGGUCUUCUUAAACCGAAAACCAAUAAGAAGAGCAAGGUAGAGCAGUUGAAGCCUAGACGCAACACAAUCGUCUCGGGCCGUCAAACGGCCGUGCCCACCGUCUCCGCCCACAGACGCAACCAGAAGCGAGCAGCUCGUCGUCGUGCAGCCGUCCGCAGACGUUUCUCCAAAGGCCUCCGCCGCAGCACCGCCAAACGACGCAGACACGCACUGCGGGCUCACAGAGCUCGUGGACGCAAACUUCGCAAGGUUCGCAGAACCCGCAAGCUCCGUAAGCUCCGCAAGGCCGCAAGGGUUCGCAGAGCCCGCAAGCUCCCUCGCAAGGCUCGCAAAUCACGCAAGGCCAAGUCCGCCAAGACUGCCAAGACUGCCAAGACUGCCAAGACUGCCAAGACUGACAAGACCGCCAAGAAGACCGACGCUCCAGCAAAGAAGCCAGCAGCCAACACUGCUGCCCCUACCGCUACUGCCGCCUAA